Messenger RNA from Andrographis paniculata, 1981 nucleotides. RefSeq names its product protein NRT1/ PTR FAMILY 7.1-like. Gene Ontology annotation, molecular function: transmembrane transporter activity. Gene Ontology annotation, cellular component: membrane. Gene Ontology annotation, biological process: transmembrane transport. The transcript has 6 exons. The coding region runs from base 201 to 1940 and encodes 579 amino acids. The record is from RefSeq and is a predicted model, not a curated record. NCBI's taxonomy places the organism in Eukaryota, Viridiplantae, Streptophyta, Magnoliopsida, Lamiales, Acanthaceae.
CAUAAAUGACAAUAGGUUUCACCGUCGGCCUUGAAUUCUGUCCGGCGAGUCGCGUGAUUUUCCGGCCAACAUUCCCGUUCGUGAGUGUGGAUACGACGUCGUCGCCGUCGCCGGAGUCUGGCACCGUUUCUGAACUUCUUCUAGAAUCUUCCGUCGCAAGCUUUGAUUCACUCCAAUUGACUUGACUUGUUACCGUAAUUAUGGAGGCUAUUCCAAAGGGAACCAUUCAUAUAGAAGAAUCACUGCAACUAAGUUGCGAAGACAAUGCAAAAGCGGUCAAAAACAAGAAGUCGGGUGGUUGGGGUCCUGCAGCUCUUCUGCUAUUGAAUCAAGGACUUGCAACUCUGGCUUUCUUCGGUGUCGGGGUGAAUUUAGUAUUAUUCUUAACUCGGGUCCUUGGUCAAGACAAUGCAUCGGCUGCUAACAACGUUAGUAAAUGGACGGGGACUGUUUACCUAUGCUCUUUAGUUGGCGCAUUUCUUAGCGAUUCGUAUUGGGGGCGAUACCUUACUUGCGCUCUUUUUCAAGUUAUAUUUGUCAUGGGCCUGCUGCUCAUAUCUUUAUCGUCUUGGUUUAUGUUACUCGAGCCGAGAAACUGUGGCGACGGCACGAUAACCUGCAAGCCGAGUACUUCAUCAGGUUCGGCCAUAUUCUACUUGGCGAUAUAUAUGGUAGCUUUUGGCUAUGGCGGUCACCAGCCCACUUUAGCGACUUUGGGAGCGGAUCAAUUCGAAGAGUUGAUCCCUAAACAUAGGAAUUCGAAAUUGGGUUUCUUUAGCCUUUUCUACUUCUCACUCAAUGCUGGUUCUUUGUUUUCGAAUACCAUAUUGGUUUACUUCGAAGAUACCGGGAAAUGGACACUUGGUUUCUGGUUAGCCACCGGCUCUGCUGUUCUGGCAUUGAUUGCAUUCUUGCUCGGCUCCUCUAGAUACCGGUAUGUCGAAGCAUCGGGGAACCCGAUACCACGUGUUAUGCAAGUGUUCGUCGCGGCAUUCAGGAAGUGGAAUGUGACUCGUAUGGAAGGCGAGUCGUUGUACGAGGUUGAGGGGUUCGAAUCCGCCAUUCAAGGAAGCCGGAAAAUCAACCACAGCGACGAAUUCGCGUUUCUCGACAAGGCCGCAGUAGUAACAGAGGAAGACCGCUUCCCACCAAAUCCAUGGCGACUCUGCACCAUAACCCAAGUCGAGGAAGUCAAAUGCCUCUUCCGAAUGCUCCCAAUAUGGCUAUGCACCAUCACAUACUCCCUAGUCUUCUCCCAAAUGGCCUCCGUCUUCGUCGAGCAAGGCGAUGUCAUGAAUUCUGACGUCGGAAAAUUCCACAUUCCGGCCGCCAGCAUGUCCGCCUUCGACAUCUGCAGCGUCCUCAUCUUCACCGGCAUCUACCGCCAGAUCAUCACCCCUAUAGCUAAAAGGCUCACCGGCAACCCCCGGGGCCUAACAGAGCUCCAACGCAUGGGCAUCGGAAUAAUCAUUUCGAUGCACGCCAUGGUCGCCGCCGGCGUAACGGAAAUGGAGAGACUCAAGAGGGUAAUUCCGGGAGUCCGCGUCAGUCCGAUGAGUAUAUUCUGGCAAAUCCCUCAGUACGUGCUGGUCGGAGCGUCGGAGGUUUUUAUGUACGUCGGGCAAUUGGAGUUCUUCAACGGCCAAGCUCCCGACGGGAUCAAGAGCUUCGGGAGCUCGCUGUGCAUGGCGUCGAUUUCGCUCGGGAACUUCGUGAGCAGCAUGUUGGUUAAUGUUGUGAUGAGGAUCACGACGGGAGGCAAUCGGCUUGGCUGGAUACCGGAAAAUUUGAAUCUCGGACAUAUGGAUCGAUUCUACUUUCUGAUCGCGGCGCUCACAGCCGUCGAUUUUGUUGUUUAUGUGUUUGCUGCCCGGUGGUAUAAGGCUAUAAACUUUGAAGAGAGUUCUCAUUCUUUGAGCACGAACGAAGAAGAGGGUUGAGUUUGAAAAUCUUGUUUGAUUUGUCUAUGGCUUUUCUUUGU